AAGGAAAUUCCAUUACCUCAUGCAAUAAAUGGCAUCCUAAUUCCUUCCUACUGAACCUAUCUCCCAACCACCUAACUUACCAAUUCGCCAUGGCCUCUCUCGAAGUGCAAGCCACCCCUAAUCCCACCACCUUAGAGCCUGAAAGACAUGUCAUCAACGGUGCAAGUGCGGACGACGUCGACGAGCUCUCCCCUAUAGAAGAAGUCAGGCUAACCGUUAGCAACACUGAUGAUCCGACCCUCCCAGUAUGGACAUUCCGAAUGUGGUUUUUGGGGCUGUUAUCAUGUGCUUUCCUCUCUUUUCUCAACCAAUUCUUUGCCUACAGGAAAGAGCCACCUAUCAUAUCCCAAAUUACAGUCCAAGUAGCCAUACUUCCUUCAGGCCAGUUUAUGGCUGCCGUGCUUCCCAGGACAAAGUUCAAGCUUCCUGGUCUAGGAUCCAGAAAGUUUUCAUUGAACUCGGGGCCUUUCAACAUGAAAGAGCAUGUACUUAUUUCCAUCUUCGCAAAUGCAGGCAGUGCAUUUGGGGGUGGCUCUGCUUAUGCAGUUGGUAUUGUUACUAUCAUUAAAGUCUUUUAUGGUCGAAGUAUAUCAUUCCUGGCUGGUUGGCUGCUGAUCAUCACAACUCAGGUGCUAGGAUAUGGCUGGGCUGGGCUGCUGAGGAAAUAUGUGGUGGAGCCGGGUCAUAUGUGGUGGCCUAGCACCUUGGUGCAAGUCUCACUUUUUAGGGCUUUGCAUGAGAAAGAUGAUCGGAGAAUGACAAGGGCAAAGUUCUUCUUCAUUGUACUGAUUUGCAGCUUCUCCUGGUUCGUCGUCCCAGGAUACCUCUUCUCAACCCUUACCAGCAUCUCAUGGGUCUGCUGGAUUUUCUCCAAGUCAGUUGCCGCCCAGCAAAUCGGUUCAGGUCUGAGAGGACUUGGACUAGGAGCCUUGACGCUUGAUUGGUCUGCUGUGGCAUCCUUCUUGUUCAGUCCACUCAUCAGCCCUUUCUUUGCCAUUGUCAAUGUUUUUGUAGGCUAUGUAUUGACAAUUUACAUAGCAAUUCCUAUAGCUUAUUGGAGCUUAGACUUUUGCAAUGCUAGCAGAUUUCCCAUCUUCUCCUCACAGUUGUUUACAGCACAAGGUAAAAAGUACAACAUAAAAGCAAUAGUUAAUGACAAGUUUGAACUCGAUUUAGCUAAGUAUGAAGAGCAGGGACGAAUUAAUCUAAGCAUGCUCUUCGCUCUCAGUUACGGGUUUGGUUUUGCCGCCAUUGCAUCGACGCUGACACAUGUGGCCCUCUUCUAUGGAAGGGAGAUAUAUGGCCGGUAUCGUGCUUCUUACAAGGGAAAGGAGGAUAUUCAUACAAGGUUGAUGAAAAAUUACAAGGGCAUACCUUCCUGGUGGUUUUACAUUUUGCUUGCUGCAACAUUUGUAGUAUCACUUGUGCUCUGCAUCUUCUUGAAUGACCAAGUUCAGAUGCCAUGGUGGGGACUCCUGUUUGCUAGUGCCAUGGCCUUUGUCUUCACCCUUCCUGUUAGUAUCGUAACUGCCACAACCAACCAGACACCAGGCUUGAACGUUAUCACAGAGUAUGUCAUGGGUCUCAUAUAUCCAGGAAGACCUAUUGCAAUUGUAUGCUUCAAAACCUAUGGCUAUAUAAGCAUGGCUCAAGCAGUCUCCUUUCUCAAUGAUUUCAAGCUAGGACACUAUAUGAAAAUACCUCCAAGAUCCAUGUUCUUAGUUCAGUUCAUAGGAACAGUUCUGGCUGGAACAAUCAACAUUGCAGUGGCAUGGUGGCUGCUUAACUCUAUUGAGAACAUAUGCCAGGAUGAUCUCCUCCCUGCUGACAGCCCCUGGACAUGCCCCGAUGACCAAUUCUUCUUUGAUGCAUCAGUUAUAUGGGGUUUGAUGGGCCCCAAACGGACCUUUGGAUCUCUAGGCAACUAUGGAGCGAUGAAUUGGUUCUUCGUAGGAGGUGCAUUAGGACCCGUCAUUGUUUGGCUCUUACACAAGACAUUCCCCAAGCAAUCUUGGAUUCCCUUAAUUAACCUUCCUGUCCUUCUAGGAGCAACAGGGAUGAUGCCACCAGCAACACCAUUAAACUACAAUGCCUGGAUUAUAGUUGGAACAAUUUUCAACUUUUUCAUCUUUCGUUACCGAAAGCAGUGGUGGCAAAGGUACAAUUACAUCCUAUCAGCAGCUCUAGACGCUGGGGUAGCUUACAUGGCUAUACUAUUGUACUUUUCAGUUGGAACAGGAAAUAGCUUGACAUGGUGGGGCACAGAAGGUGAGCAUUGUGAAUUAGCAACUUGUCCAACAGCAAAGGGAAUAGCGGUUGAAGGUUGUCCAGUGAACUAAUGAAUGUACUCUUCUGUUAAAUCUUUCAAAAGUUGCACACCAUAGAAUUAUCAAGGACUGGAAAAGUAUGGUGAAACAAAACU
Molecule: messenger RNA, 2422 nt
Organism: Durio zibethinus
Lineage: Eukaryota; Viridiplantae; Streptophyta; Magnoliopsida; Malvales; Malvaceae
Source: RefSeq, a predicted model, not a curated record